UAUGUAUCUCACUCGCAUUCCCAUAACACAGCCAUAUAGCUGUGCUGUCACACAACAGCAGCAACAGCAGCAGCCGCAGCCGCAGCAGCUAUCACACAAAUCGACUGCAGGAUACACACAUCAGAAUAAGGAUAGAUUUCUACAAGUAAGUAGCUGGUUGGUUCCCCUACUUUUUGUCAAUUCUUCUCGACACUGACAGAAACUACCUGAGAGGAAGUUUGAAACAUUGCCUCACUGAAUAUUUUCCUUAUUUAAUACUGAUUUGAAAUUCAAAAGAGAUAAAAUAUCUUAACAGCUUCAUACAAACAAGGAGUUUUAUCAACUCUCAACUACAGAGUUGAACAUAAUUUUGUUAGGAUCUUUCUAACAUUUAUCCUAUCUUGGUACAAUUGGAAAAAAAAAAAAUUAUAGUUUGGGCAUUGCACAGAUUGAUUCAUUCAUUUCUCUUGUGACUAUUCCCUGUAACUUGGAACUUGUUAAACUUUGUACUACCCAGAAUAGCAUCAAAAGAAAUAAGGCAUUUAGAAACAUUUUAAAACAUCUAAUGACUGGAAUUUAAAUUAGAAUAUGUUAGUUCAAAUUAGUAUUCUCAUAUUUACAUUGAGAUUUUGUAUGUCCAUUGAUCUGACCUACUAUAUAAAUGAAGGCAAAAGUCCAGGUACAUACAUUGGAGAUAUUGCAGCUGAUACUAUGUCAUAUGAUAAAAUUCCUUCCAAAGAUCAUAGUCAGAUAACUUUCAGUCAACUUCAACAAGAUUCCUCAACUGGUUUACGAUUAUUCAAUGUAUCAAAAGCAGGCAGACUAUACACAGUGGAAAGACUGGAUGCUGAAUCAAUUUGUAAAUAUAAUGUUGAAUGUUUCAAGAUUGUGGAAGUUGCAGUGAAACAAGAUGAGUCUUUCAUCAAAAUAUUAGAAGUUAAAGUAAUAAUUAAAGAUGCUAAUGAUAAUGCCCCUGAAUUCCCAGUAAAAAUGGUGGAGCUAAAGUUUUCUGAAGGAGAUGGAGAAGGAAUGAAAAAAUUUAUUCCAAAUGCUAUAGAUAAAGAUGUUGGAGUGCACAACUCUCAAAUUACUUACAAUUUAAGGAAGAAUGACAUUGAAGUUCCAUUCAAUUUGACAGUGUCAAAGAAAUUAGAUGGAACAGCAAAACUGUUGAUAAUUCUUGCCAAAAGACUUGACCGAGAGGUGAAAGACACUUAUAUGCUUCAAGUUAUAGCUAAAGAUGGAGGAUCACCAAUGAAACAAAGCAUACUGAGUGUUAAGAUAUUAGUGGCAGAUGUUAAUGACAAUCCCCCAGUGUUUACACAGAACAUUUAUAAUGUAUCUCUCCGUAAUACACACCAAAUAAGUGUUCCUAUUGCAAAAUUAUCAGCAACAGAUUUAGAUGCUGAUAAAAAUGGUCAAGUAUCAUACCAUUUUAGUUCCAAAACAUCCGAUCAAAUAAUGAAAAAUUUCCAGUUAGAUAAGAAAAGUGGAGAAAUCUUUUUAUCUGAAACGUUUUCUUUCCAAAAGAGAUUGACCUAUGCACUUUACAUAGAAGCCAGAGAUGAAGGAAACCCACCAAUGAGCUCAACAGCUAUCCUUCAGGUCAAUGUUAUCAACCAACAAAAUAAUGCACCAAGUAUGGAUGUCAAGUUUAUGUCUGAAUCUGCAGACAAUCUGGCAACCAUUUCUGAAGGAGUGAAAGUUGGAAGUUUUAUCGCUUAUGUUAAGAUUAUAGACAAUGAUAUUGGACAAAAUGGCAUUGUCAGCUGCAGCUUGGUUCAUGAUAAACUCAAACUUCAGAGUCUUGGUAAAAAAAAGUACAAAGUAGUUGUUAAGAAAGCUGUCGACAGAGAAACAGAGAAAAAUAUUAAUUUUAUGAUUACCUGUCAAGACAGAGGAUUUCCAUCUUUGAAAAUUGAAAGGAAAUUUUCUAUCCAAAUUACCGAUGUCAAUGACGUACAACCAGAGUUUACAAAGGACACCUUCAAGUUUCUGACAUAUGAAAAUGAAGAAGCUAACUUUCCCGUUGGUUUCAUUAAUGCUACAGACUUAGACCUUGGAGAAGGAGGGCAACUUGUAUAUUUUUUAGACAGAAACAAUGCGCACAAUAUCCCAUUCAAAAUAACAAACAAUGGCUUUAUUUCAACAAAAAAAUCAUUUGAUCGUGAACAACAAGAAAUAUAUGAAUUUAAAGUAUUAGUAAAAGACUGUGGAACUCCGCCUUUAAGUAGUUCAGCAAAUGUUGUGGUAGAAGUCAUGGAUGAAAAUGACAAUGCACCAUAUUUUACCUUUCCCAGUGUAAACCCUUUCAGUUUAGAUGUCCAUUACCAUCCUCAGAGCAGCAAUGACAUCACAACACUGAGAGCCUCUGACAGAGACAGACGAGAAAACGCAUUCCUUCAGUAUGAAUUAUUUAGUAGCCAAGGUAAAGAUUUAUUUGGUAUUAAUCCUUACACUGGUGUUUUAUCAUACUCUCGACCAGUUUAUCAAAAUGAUGCAGGAUUAUACGAACUUCAGUUUACUGUGAAAGACAGUGGUACUCCAGUUCUUUCAGCGACCACAACUUUGACAUUGACAUUGACAGUUAAUAACAAAACAUCAACUAAGUAUGCAGCAAUAGAUGCACAAACAGAUAACAAAAUACAUUUUAACCUGUUUAUCAUUAUUGUAGUUGCAACAGUGACAGCUUCUGUAGUCCUUGUUGUGUCAAUAGUUAUCUGUAUUAUUCGGCGAAAUGAUCAAAGGAACGUACAAUACAGUUCAGGAGUUGAUUUUCCUAAAAAACUUUGGGAUACAAAUAAAGAAUCAGAAAAUUUAUGUGAACAGAUGUCACCUCAAACAGACCCUACUGCUACUGUACUGAGUGCAAGUGGAGAAAGAAAUCUCUACCCAGCAGUACCCAGGGGUCAACUUCCUUCGACAUAUGAUUCUAGUUAUCACUGGAAAGGUUCAAUUUCAAGAAUUCCAUGUCAAGCAACAGCAGAGGAAACACAUCAGAUGUGUAUUAAAGAAACACCCAUGACAUCUGAUGGCAGAAUUGAUAAACUGUGUACAGUUAUAUCCCUUGGCCGCUCCAAUGAGCUUUCCACAAAAUCACCUCCUGCUGAUAAUGGGCAGAACUGGAGCGAUGCAGAUGCUGGACUCUAUGAAGAAUUACCAGAUGUCCACUCUAGCAAACAUAAACAACUUCAGAACACAGACAAAAACAGGCCAGUACAAGUACUAACUAAACCUGUAGAUAUCAAACCCUCUUCCAGAUGUUUUUAUCAAACAAAAGUUGACCACAAAAAUGAAACUAAUAAUUUAAAAAAGAAUUCUGUAAACAGCGACAAUCAGAAUACAUCUUCAGAAUGUUGGAAUUUACCAGAAAAAAACAGUUUCACAUCUUAUGCCAAGCCAUUUCCAUCAGUAGCCAAAUUAUCAUAUGCAUAGAGUAUGGUGAAGUUACAUUUUACGCAAAGGCAUGGAAAUUAAGCAAAAACUUCAGUGACAGCAGAUGUUUUAUGAAAUAUUAAACACUACUUGAUGGCAAGUAUGUAUUUACAAAAUUAUACAUUCAUACAUAAACUACUGAGUUGUUGAAUUUCUCACAGAUUACAUGAUAAAGUAGUUUGGAAAUAUCAUAACACAACUUGUAAUGUCUCAUGAAUUAAACAUACAUAUGAAAUUUCUGUUUCUAAAAUGGCUUUGCUAAAUAUAGCAAACAGAAAGGAAGGAAAAAAAAAAGAAAAAGAACAUAAAAUGUAUUUGGUGGUGGUUUGUGUAUUGGGGGGUGGGGUAUUUAAAAAGAAAAAAUGUAAAAAGAAUUUUUGAAAUCCAAAGAACUAUAUCAUGUUAAUUUCAAAAAGGAACCAUUAUGCAAAUAAUAUACUGAUCAUUUAAGAUCUAGAUCUCUGUGUCCACGACUCAUUGGAUGAACAAUUCAAGCUACUUUGACAAACUUAUAACUUGUGUAUGAAGUAAUGCAUGGUUGUGAUAGAGGAAUUUAUCUCAACUUGCUGCAACAAAAAACAAAACAAAAUCAUUGGAAAAUAUUUCUAAGUUUUUACCUUAACAACAAGAUUCAUAUUUAUUAUGCUUCUGUUUUCCUUUUUUUUAUAUAAUUUAUGGUGACAAUUCUCUUUGUCACUUUUUACGACACUGAUUUCAUCCUUUAUUUCUCAAAAUAAACAUCUAAAUCCUAACCAUUUUAUGAAAAAAUUCCUUUAUUUCGUGAUUUAUUUUGAUACAUUAUCAGUAAUACAUCUCUCUUCAUUUCAUUUUGAAAUAUUAUAUAUUUUUUACUUCCAAUGCCUGAUAUUGUCAGCCAUUGUUUAUUUGUGUUUGAACUUGAGCAUGUUCCUACCCAAUUUUUUUAUUGCCGACCAUGAACAAUGUAAAUUUUCAUUUGUGUUAAAUAUAUUGAUGUUAAAAGAAAUAUUUCCUGUUUAGCUAUAUAUUUCU
Messenger RNA from Octopus bimaculoides (California two-spot octopus), 4425 nucleotides. Its product is annotated as protocadherin gamma-A11. Gene Ontology annotation, molecular function: calcium ion binding. NCBI's taxonomy places the organism in Eukaryota, Metazoa, Mollusca, Cephalopoda, Octopoda, Octopodidae. Gene Ontology annotation, biological process: homophilic cell-cell adhesion. The record is from RefSeq and is a predicted model, not a curated record. Gene Ontology annotation, cellular component: plasma membrane.